UUGGAGUUUACGUGGUGUAUAUGAUCUGCUAUGAUUUUUAUCAGAAUCUGCCAAGUGAUGCUGCUAUUGGGGUCGAUCCUUGGUGUGUAUCAAUAGAUACUGCACAAAUAUGGGAGCAUGCUCUCGCAAAGAAACAGAAAAAACUAGUGCAAACAUGCACAAACAUAGUAGAUGAAGUUUGGAAGAACAGGCCUCCACCAGAAAUCAAACCUGUUUUUAUACAUCCGCUGGAAUUUGCGGGAUGUGCUGUGGCAGGGAAGUUAACGGAUCUCAGAGAAAAGCUCGCAAAGGAGAAAGCUCGUGGUAUCAUUAUUACAGCGCUUGAUGAGGUAGCUUGGUUGUAUAACAUUCGUGGAAAUGACAUGUCAUACAAUCCAGUUGUUCAUGCAUUUGCUAUUGUAACAUCAAGCUCAGCCUUCUUUUAUGUGGACAAAAAGAAGGUGUCUGCAGAGGUAUACUCCUAUAUGGAGGAGAAUGGAAUUGAAGUCAGGGAUUAUGACGCAGUGAGCUCAGAUGUUGCAUUGCUUGCAACGGGUCAGCUGAACUCCUCAGAAACCAAGGGAACUCCAACUGAAGUUCCAAAUAAUGCUGAACUCAGUUCUACUGAAACAGAAAAUGGUGAGAUUGAAGCAGAAGAAAUCAAUCAUAACGUCAUAUGGCUUGACCCUGGUUCAUGCUGCCAUGCACUAUAUUAUAAACUGAAUUCAGAUGAGGUUCUGCUGCAGCAGUCUCCCUUGGCACUUGCAAAAGCCAUCAAGAGCGAUGUCGACUUCUUCAUCUUCAACCUCUUCGUCUUUUGCUGCAUAAGUUCCUUCAAUUUUUCUGCAACUCUCAACCAUCUAGUCUUUGUUCGUCUUGAUCACUCCAAUUUUCUGCUAUGGAAGUCACAGGUGCUUCCGAUUGUUCGCGGACAUGGUCACAUGACGUUUCUUGAUGGAUCAAGCAAAUGUACACCAGCAAUCAUUGUUUCUAUAACUUCGCCUUCUCAUGAGUCUACUCAAAUCAUUGAUAAUCCAGAUUUCAUUGUUUGGCAAUGGCAAGAUCAGCUUCUCCUUGGAUGGAUUCUUUCAUCUUUAACCGAAUAUGUUCUUGCUUAA
Macadamia integrifolia is the source of this 1097-nucleotide messenger RNA. Its product is annotated as aminopeptidase P1-like. The transcript is spliced from 4 exons. The record is from RefSeq and is a predicted model, not a curated record. Lineage: Eukaryota; Viridiplantae; Streptophyta; Magnoliopsida; Proteales; Proteaceae. The annotation marks the transcript as partial.